AAUUGUUGCGCCAAUUUCAAUGGGGAUAGUUUGCUAAUGGAGCUGGUUAGGAUCAUACAAGAAACGGGACUUUUCUGUCGUAAUACAUGUUGGAAGAAUCAGUCGCUGACUUUCAAAUACUGGAAGUACCUUACACUGAUCUUCAGUCUUAUCGUGGCCCUCAAUUCCAUUUAAAUUUGCAGUGUCCUACGUGUGAGUCGUUCAGAGUGGCAUUUGUCUGCUGUAAUUGUGUUAAAAAUGACUCAAUCUUUUACCUUAAGUCUGGAAAAGUCAGUUUCCGGCAAAAUUCUGGUCGAAUUGCAACAGUUCGGAAGUCUAUUGAUGAUUUACAGAAAAAGUAUGUUGAUUAAUCGAUAUUCUCAAAUACUUAUGGAUCAGGAUUAAAGCAUAUGAACCCAUACUGUUUAAAACUAACUCGUAUACUCUUGUAAGAUUAUGUUUGGAAUAGUUUGUAUUGUAAUAGAGUAGAGCAGAAGAGUUAAGCGCGCACAUUUCAUCUUUUGAAAAUACUUUAAAGUAUUUUACUGAAUCAAAUUUAGAAAAACGGAGACGAGUACAUCGUAUCAGACAAGCAAUGACACGAUGUUAUACAGCAUCUCAACAGCUUUCAAAGCAACAAGCCAGUUUAGUUCGACAUUUUAUCACUGUUGCACAAAGAAAAAAGCUUUUGGUAGUCGACCUUAAUAUUGUCAAUCAACAGAUCAGACAAAUGCAUGAUAAAUACUUUGAAGAACUGCUUGGAGUAUAUUUCGUCACUGAGCUAUCCGCUGAUGGCUUAUCUCCAGACAGAUUUGUCAACUCCCCACUACAUAUUGAUAAAGAAAACAUUUUCACAGGUCCAGAACCUACACCAUCCAGUCAUACAGCUUUAACGUAUUGUUCUGUAGCAAUAAGGGUUGCAACUAUUUUAUUAGAUGUUUGGUUACCAGUCUGUAUUCGGCGUAGUCUGCAUUUAGCUGGAUCAUUUCUAUCUGCAUUACCGCAAAGAGAUGAUAUGGGUCGUGUAUAUUUUGCAGUAAUCCAUGCUGUUCAUCUUUUAUGCCAAAAUCGAGGGAUUGAUGUAAAGAGUGGAUUAGACCAACUUGGAAUUAAUGUUAUCCCUGGACAAUAUACAUAUUAUAACCCACUAUUUGGACUAUAUUGUCUUGGAAAUCUGGUCAAUCAUAAUAAUAAAUCAACUAGGUACUUCGAUGAGUGCUACAAUAUAAAUUUGAAUGGGCUUUUCGGAACAAUUCCAUCAUUGACACUAGUGAAUCAUCCUACAAUUCCAUUCAGUUCAACAUGUUUUCAUGGUUUAGUGGAGAAAGGUGAGGAGAUAGAUGAAAUGUUUGGCUUAUCCAGUAGAAAUGAUGAUAUAACUAUGAAAAGUGAACAAGCAGAGAAUAUCACCACCACAAAAAUUGCCGCUAACCAAGAGUGUUGUUCUAUUCCAUCAUCUGAUAAACCUUGUGAUGAGUGUGAUUCACCUGUCAGUUUGGAAUGUUGGGAGUUGGUAUCAUUCGCGUCACAAGUACAGUCUGUAACACAUGAUGCUACAAUAGCAUCAGACUUAUCGAGACAACCUGGUCCAUUGUCAACGGUUUGGCGGUUAGCCAAAGGGAUUAUCGGAACUUCAGAACCUGAUGGUCAUAGUGAAUAACACAAAACAUCAUAUUCCCGCCCGCCGCCCCCCUCCUUCACUUUUCACCACAGUCUUUCAUGAAACUCGAUUGGCGAGAUUAUUUAGUCUUUCAACGUAUUUACUUGUAAAAUAAAAUUCAUACAUAUGCUUU
This is a messenger RNA of Heterobilharzia americana, 1772 nucleotides long. NCBI's taxonomy places the organism in Eukaryota, Metazoa, Platyhelminthes, Trematoda, Strigeidida, Schistosomatidae. The record is from the annotation of a GenBank genome assembly.